AUUCUCGCCUCUCAAAACGUCAUUACACAGUUGGAAUAAUCAUCAGAUUCUUAUCAACAUUGUGAAAGUUACACCAUUUUCAAAAAGGUAUAAAACGUAAUUUUUUAAUUAAUGCCUUUUAUGACACGUUAUCUACUUGAUUUGACAAGAACUAUCUCUUAAUGAAUUUAGCUCUUUUUGUUUUGUUGUACGUUUUCGGUUUGAUUUAUAGGUUUUAUUUCUGAUAUAUGUAUAGAUUAUAUCAAUAAGUAAUCAGAGCGUAAUCUAAUGCUUAACUCUUUAUUGAUCGAUUACGUAUUUUCUGUUUAAUUCUUUUCUAUUCAAACACAAAUAUUUCUACAUAUUAUCGUUAUAAUCUUUUUUAAAAUCGUAAUCAUAAUUUUUGCAAGACAGAAAAAUUACUACGCUAAGGGCAUUAACCUAUAAAUAGAAUCAAGUAGUUUCAGUAAUACGAGUUCAAUCUUCAUAUUCGAGGACCGUUGGCCAAAUUGUCUUAUGAUGCGGCUGUUAAUGUCACAUUACAGAACUGUAAACAGAAAUUCAGUUAAUUGCCCCGCAGCCAACGGGGAUACAUAUGUACAUGGAUUCUUCAUUCUGUAGAAAUAUUUCGAGAAUAUAAUUGCAGAUAUCGUUGUAUCACUUUUAAAUUUACUUUUAAUUAGUGCGAUGCAAAUUUUACCUUUAUAUUCAAAAUGGAAUUUGUGUUCUAUUCAGUUUUGUAAAAUUUUUCAUUCUAGGAUAAAAAUUGCCCAAGGCCAUAUUGAUGAGAAUUGACGUACGGAUUUGUUAGAAUGAGAGAUAAAAAGGUAAUAAGUAUCAUACGUCGUAUACAAGUAUGUUUCAGUAUUUGUAAUAUAAUUUCCUACAUCAAACAUUAAUUUUCAUGUUUAACUUACAUGCUAAUACAAAAGAAAGAAUUACUUGAGAUAUUGUUAGAAGAAGGAAAAAGAUAUUUAUUUAUAAUGGAGGAAUUUUACAAUGAGCUGAAAAAAAUGUCAUGCGACGAAAAGUUGCUAUCCCUACUGGAUCGUUAUUCGCGAUAUAAGAUACGAUUGAGAGAGGAUAUGGAAAAACUGAGAGAGAUGUACGACCGUGACAUUGUCGUGGAUGUUAAUGAUAAUGAUGAUGAUGAUGAUGAGGACGACGAUAAUGAUGAUAACGAUGAUGAUGAUGAUGGUGAUGAUGAUGAUGAUGAUGCAGGUAUAGAAGAUGGGAAUGAGAUGGAAUAUAUGGAAAUAGAACUAGAAGAGGAUGAAGAUCUUUUUUUCGAAGAACAAUUCCAAUAUUUUUGUAAUAUUAUGUACCGAAAGUAUACUCUUGCCAAUAUGGAAAUGUUCAUUUUACGGCUGUUAAAAGCAAAUGAAAGUUCCAUGAAUCUUCAGUUAUCAAUAUAUUCGAAGUUGCAGAUCUGUUUGAAAAGAUAUUGUAAAAGAGUGCGAUUGUUUUUGAGAGGAAAUAAAAUAUUUGUACAAUCGCAGGACGGUUUCAGAAAAAAAGAAUUAAAUACAAGAACAAAAAAUAAAUAUAAGCAACUACAGAGGCUUUUACUUACGAUCAGAGAGGUAUAGUUAAAUGGAAAAUUAUUACGAAAUUAUUUUUGCUAAUCAAACAUUACGAUUUCUUUUGUAAUCAAACAAAUAAUUUCUUUUACAAUAAAGAAACAAAUAUUUUUUAUGGAAAUUAUGGUUCAGCCACGUGCGAUCGAAAAAAAACGAAGAAGAGAAAAAUAA
Heterotrigona itama is the source of this 1730-nucleotide messenger RNA. Lineage: Eukaryota; Metazoa; Arthropoda; Insecta; Hymenoptera; Apidae. The record is from the annotation of a GenBank genome assembly.